Molecule: messenger RNA, 3086 nt
Organism: Drosophila eugracilis
Lineage: Eukaryota; Metazoa; Arthropoda; Insecta; Diptera; Drosophilidae
Exons: 1
Coding region: 99-1238 (379 amino acids)
Source: RefSeq, a predicted model, not a curated record
GACAGAGAAACACAGAUUAGAAUACAAGUUAACUCGAAAGAAACGUUCUUAAAUUACGAUUUAAUUUAAAUUAGUUUAACGAUUAAAAGCAAUCCAAAAUGCCCGUACACGUUGAUCUGACUUUAGAAGAGGUGACCAGGAUUGCCUUGGGUGUGCCCGAAUUGACCCAAGUAAACGUGGCUGUACUCCAGAGUCUGCUGAAUGUCCUGCUCAAGAAGCUUAACUGCCAGAAUGAUAUGGUAAGAAUCAGUGGCUUCGAAGGCAAGUGCAUGGAGCGAAUCCUUGAGCAGUCCAAGAUUUCUCCACUACCCUUCGAUGUGGAGGCAAUUGUACCCAUUUCCGAGAAACUAGACAAAGUGGGGGAGUUGGAGGAACGUGUCAAGCAGCUGGAGUGCAAGCUAGAUUGCCACUUCAAGCAGAUUCGCAUUUGCAACAAGACCAAGGACCACAAGUUCAAGAUCAACCAGGCUGAACAGUAUGCAUCGCCUUGCGAGGAUCUCUGCACUGUAUGCGACGAGGAGAACAAGAUCGCCUGUAGCCUACUGGCCAACAUGGACUUUAUGAAGAAACUAAUGCGACGCAUAGCCACUCCCAUCCUGGACCAGAUGGAGGAGGUUAGCAGGAAGCUGGAAAAGUUCUAUAUCACACUUCAGGCUUUCCUCAAGCAAACCGAGGCACUGUUUAAGCGUUUGGAGAUAGUCAAGCAAUGUGUGGUGGAGAUCGAAAACUUGAGGACUCUUGUCCAGGAGUACAACAUAACUUUCCUGGGAACCAUGGAGGAGCUGCAGGAUAUGCUGGACAGCAAGUUGGACAAGGUGCACAUGCCGGCUUUGAAGAAGUACAUACGAGAUCGUUUCGAUGAUAUUGAUCGGCGUUUGAGACUGAUUGAGGAAAAGGAUGCCUGCCCAAGAGCUGCUGGAUUCAUAAACAAGGGCUUGUGCUGUCUAUCUUGUAAUAACCCCAAUGUGGGUGUAGAUGUGGGUCCCCAAGUCAUGGGCGUUUUUCCUGAUGCCCCGCUUAGGCAUAUACCCCAAUUGUCCGGCACUCCAGCCAAUUGCCAGAAGACCGUGGUUUGCCGUUCCGUUGAGAAGGAACCCACCCUAUUGGUGCGGGUUAAUAAUCUUGAUUUAAGUGUCCUCUCCCAACGUCUUAAUCGUCCUGCCUCGGGCAAAGUUUGCAAACUGCCCGAAGCCAAUGAUGCCAUCUAUGGCGUUCGCAGUUCCUGCGUAUCCGGUUAAUCACUAAUCACUAGUCUAGUCCCAGUCCAAAUCCAUUCGUUUAAGCAAUAAAACAUAUAUGUAAAUGCGGUUCACCCCUCUCAAGGCUGUUUCCGUUAAGCCGCAUAAAAAGUGUACUAAUUUAGAUUGCAAUUACCGGGGGGGGUUGGAUUGGAGGUAAAAGGCAUGCAGAUAAAGAUCUCAACUCCACGACUUGACUGCAGCCAGCUGCAGUUUUUAUAGUGACAAACGAUCAGCCAUAUCCGGUAGCCCACGGUGGACUAAUGAUGGCAUUAAGCGGCAGCUGAAAGGUCCAUGCUGGCCAUCAUUAUCGUGGGGUUUGGGUGCAGUUCUCUCUGUGUUCGUCGGGGGGAUUCCCGGCCUUUGGGGAGAUAUUGGUAUCGCGGGUAUUCGCUUACCAAUGAGGGGGUUCGAUAUAAAAAAAAGGAGAAAUUUGCAAGUCAUACUCUACAGAAUUCUGGCUUUAUGUUUAUUUAAUCUGCUGCUUGUUUAAACUAAACAUUUUUGUUUAAGCAGGGAACAGCUAGGUGAGAGAUAGUAUCUGCUUUCAGGUUUUUGAUGACAGACAGCCGAAACCAUUAAGAAACUGAUAAAAACCUGAUAGAAAUCUGACAGGUUAAUAUUUUUUAAAUAAAGAACUUAAUCAGUCUUAAAUAUUUCCUUUUCAAUUAUGUUUUCCCAAAGAGUAUCUCCAUCUUCGACUAGCCAAGCACCUUUCUUGCGGCUUCGCGACUUUCGUUGAGCUCGUAAGUAUUCAAUAAAAUCGAAUCGAAUCUUGGAGGAUUGGCUUGUCUUGUCUUAGCUUGUCGCUGCGUCUGUUGGGUAAUUUAAUAUAAUUUUUAUUGCAUAAGCCGCGACUAGACUGUGGUGAGAGGGAGGAGUUGAGGAGUGUGUGUGUGGUACUCAGAUAGUAGAUGCUACUAAAGCCUGGCAUUCAUAAAUUGCCUGGCUGCCUGGCGCUGCUGCUGUUGUGGCUGCCACAUGCGAUACCUGUGCGAAAAGGCCAUGACUCCCCAGUUUUACUCCUUCCAUAUAACCCUACCAUAUCUAUGUUUUUCCUUACCCCAGCCUUUAGCUGCCUCGUGACGCAUAAAAAUGCGCGUUUAAUUUGCUUAAUUAUGCACAGAGCAAAGCCCAGUCCCCCUCUCUAAGCCGUUUUUUCAUUGGCAGCUGCUUUCCCUGUUUUCCUAAAUUGAAAUCUAGACGCUGGUUUAUGUUCGUUGUCGUUUAAUUAACGCUAUCCCCCCUUCCCCUUCCCCUCCUCUCUCUGUAUCUCUUUGAUUUCUUUGGCAUUUAUGAAAAUGUUUUCAUUCGGCGGUUCUUUCGAUUCGGGUUAUCGAUUCGGUGAUCGCUGAUGGUGGCUUUUCUCUGUUUCUCCACUUUGGAAAUUGUUUGUUUGUUUUGGGUUCGCCGGUUUUCUGUUUUCUUUGUUUAUCUCUGCAUCGGAUUGCACUACAAUGCACUCGGAAAAAUGGGAAUUAAUCUUAAUCGAAGAUGUCUUAGGAGUUUUUAUAUUUGAAAUUAAAUAGCUUUCAGGUUUACUGACUUAAACUGACUGUAAAGAAUAUCUUUUAAAUAGAAAAGAUACCUCUAGAAAGUACUAUAUUAUUUCUCACAGUGCACUCAAGUGUGUGGCCGUCGUUGGCCGAGAAAAAUUGAAAUGCGAAACGAGUGCAAACUUUAGUUUAUUUCCAUAGCCGUUUUUCCAAUUAUUCGCGCUGCUGCAGCAGCUGCUAUAUAGCUAUAGCUUUAACCGAUGAGGUUGUUUUUGCUGUCGCUGCUGCUGCUGAUGUGGGCAGAUUUCGAUCAGUUUGCCAGCUGUACUCUUUCUUUAGGCCCCGCCCCGGA